Molecule: messenger RNA, 974 nt
Organism: Cryptotermes secundus
Lineage: Eukaryota; Metazoa; Arthropoda; Insecta; Blattodea; Kalotermitidae
Gene: ghi
Product: serine palmitoyltransferase small subunit A
Exons: 2
Coding region: 564-761 (65 amino acids)
Source: RefSeq, a predicted model, not a curated record
ACAUCAAGGCAACACAAGAGGAUUUUCACGUGUGGACCAAACGCGCUUUGACUAUGCAUCAACUCUUGUGAACGCUCUUCAGCAUGUUUAUACCGGUGUGUAAUUUGAAGAUUUCUACCGUUGAAAUUGUUUCAAAUGUCCUCCAAGUAACUCCACAACCGGAAGUUUAUAUGGUUUAGAUCGCUUCCUCUCGCGUGAACCUAACAGCAAUUAGGCAUACAUCGAUACUAACGUGGUUUGUCCGUUAUACUAAUCCCUGCACAUAACACGUGCGUGGAUGUAGAUAUAGCAUGAUACGGAAUACAUAUUGUAACGUAUUAUGUGUCGUCCGUAGCUGAGCAACGAAAACAAUGGUAAUUGCUGAGUUCCCAGAGCGACAAAUCGAAUACCAACAGACCGUUGCUCAGGAAGAACCGUGGCAACGAUUUAUUGAAACAGCGGAAAUAAUGCAUUUCCACGGUAAAGGGCACAGAACACGUGAAAUCAAAUCCUGGUAAAACCGCCAGUCGUAAAGUAAGACUGCUCUGGCUAAGUGAGUGUGGCCAGUAAACUUAUUCGCUAAGAUGAUUCAGUCAGUGUGGAAAUUCUUGUGUUACUGGUAUUUUCGUUAUCUAAUGGUAACUGAACUCUACAUGGUAGAAAGAUGGGAGCGUGCGGUUUCAUAUGUUGCAUUUGUACUUGUGUUCCUUAUGCUGUCGUAUUUAAAUUAUGCUGUCCUUCUGUAUGUGACAUCAUCAGUAGUUAGAUAUACAUCAAUAUAGCAAAUGCCAAGCUUGUUGCCACAGAACCGUUACAAUCAUAAUACAAGUACUACAUACCAGCGGAAGUGGACCAGAAGAUCAAGAUUAUUUCAAAUUGCAACCUUUUAUUGAUCAAUAUAAGUGAAUUGUCUUUGUAUGGUAGCAUAUCAUAAAUUCUGAGAAUACAUUACAUUCCUUAUUUUAUUGUGAAUAAAAACAUGAAUUGAAACUUUC